This is a messenger RNA of Cryptomeria japonica (Japanese cedar), 2187 nucleotides long. Its product is annotated as L-type lectin-domain containing receptor kinase IX.1. Gene Ontology annotation, biological process: protein phosphorylation. Gene Ontology annotation, molecular function: protein kinase activity; ATP binding; carbohydrate binding. Lineage: Eukaryota; Viridiplantae; Streptophyta; Pinopsida; Cupressales; Cupressaceae. The record is from RefSeq and is a predicted model, not a curated record. The transcript has a single exon. Bases 1 to 2061 code for a protein of 686 amino acids. Gene Ontology annotation, cellular component: plasma membrane.
AUGGCCAACAGCUCGAUUUGGACUCUCUUCUUUUUCUUCUCCUUGAUCGUCACUCUGUUCUGUUAUGUGGGAUGCGCAGGGAACAUUAGCUUUGCUUUUCCUCCCCAAACAAAUCUCAUGUUCUAUGACGAUUCUUACCUCGUUGAAGCAAGAGAAAUACAACUUGCCAGCAACUACACAUUUAGUGUUGGCUGGGCCACUCUCUACGAACCAGUUCCUCUAUGGGACAAUUCAUCUAGGGCUCUCGCAAGUUUUACAUCAUAUUUUCAGUUCAGUUUCGGAAACAUAACCAUGUUUUCAGGGGACGGGCUCACUUUCUUCAUUGCUCCUUUCGACUCUAAACCACCAGUGAAUUCUUCGGGCGAAUGGCUGGGCCUCUUUAACAUUAGCACAGAUGGUAAACGUUCAAAUCAUGUAGUGGCCGUCGAGUUCGACGUAAUCAUGAACAAAAAACAUCAUGACCCCGAUGAUAACCAUGUGGGAAUAGACGUCAAUUCAGUUGUUUCCAACGCCACCGUUCCGCUCAGCUCUCUGGGUCGAUUCGGAAACAAUACUCUGCGCAAUGGGACAGCUUGGGACGCGUGGGUGGAUUACGAUGGGAGUACGAUGGAGCUCAAGGUAUUUCUUCUAUAUAACCCUUCUGCUAGUCUCAAUAAUAUUUCUAAACCAAGAAGCCCAAUUUUGAAUUAUCCAAUAGAUCUGCGUCAAUAUAUCCCGGAGAAGGUCAGGGUUGGCCUUUCCGCAGCCACUGGAUUGGCAGUUGAAACUCAUAUUGUCCGAGCUUGGAAUUUCUCUUCUUCCUUGCCAUUAAGAACUCAAAAUAAUAGGCAGAAAAUUAUCCUAAUAUUCCUCUUAGUCUGCUCCCUGGGUAUCUGUUUGUUUGUUUUUAUUGCCGGCCGGUGGUAUUUCAAAAAGAGAGAAACGAGACGGGAUGAUCAAGGUGAGGAGGAAGAGAUAGAGCUGGAUGAACAGUUCGCUCAAGGCCCCUUCAAGUUCUCUUAUGCUCAACUCAGCGCCGCUACACGUAACUUCAACAAGGAUGAAAUACUGGGGAAAGGAGGCUUCGGAGCUGUCUACAGAGGUAUGCUACCUACAACGAACGAGACGGUGGCUAUAAAGAGAAUAUCCCAAGGAUCGAGCCAGGGAAAAAAAGAAUACAUCUCAGAGGUUACAAUAAUCAGUAAGCUGAGACACCGUAAUCUUGUGCGACUCUUGGGCUGGUGUCAUGAACAAGGCGAGUUGCUUCUUGUUUACGAAUUCCUCCCAAAUGGAAGUCUGGAUAAGUAUCUAUUCGACGAAAGCAAGGAUUGUUUGAAUUGGGAUGCACGGUACAGCGUUGCUUGUGGGAUAGCCUCUGCUCUUAUUUACCUUCAUGAAGAGUGGGAUCAGCGCGUUGUUCACAGAGACGUGAAGGCCAGCAAUGUGUUGUUGGACUCGAAUUUUAAUGCAAAGCUGGGGGAUUUUGGUCUGGCCAGAGUGGUAGAAUCUGAUCUCGCCGCCUCCCGGACAACCGUGGUUGCAGGGACACGUGGAUAUAUGGCACCAGAGUAUCUGGAAACUGGGAAGGCGAACCCAGAAUCAGACGUGUAUAGCUUUGGAGCUAUGGCUUUGGAAAUUGCCUGCGGAAGGCAACCCAUUGACUACAGCCUGGAUGAAUACAAUUUCAGAGUGGUGGCCUGGGUUUGGGACUUGCAUAGGCAAGGGAAGCUUUUGGAUUCGGCAGACAAAAAGCUAGAGGGAUGUUUCAAUAGUAAGGAAAUGGAGGUAGUGAUGCUGGUGGGAUUGUUGUGUUCUCAUCCGGACCCAAAAGCGAGACCCACGAUGAGAGAGGUAUUAAAGAUAUUGAAGUUUGAUGCUCAAAUGCCGUAUGUUCCCCUGAAUAUGCCUGUAGCUAUCUAUGGCGACGCUCUUACUUCUCAUGUUGGGUCCUCCUCAACUGAGGUGCCUUCCACAUCCAACCCUCGCUCCUCGCGUUCUUCAGCUUCUGGAAAGAGCAAAGACAAAAUUUCCAGUCCUCUCAUAUCUGAAACAGAGGCACGUUCUUCGCUUCAAACUGGAUAGAUUGACUUUAUACGGGGUAAUAUAGCUAUAUGAGGGCAACAGUUGGUAUGUAUUACCAGGUAAUGUUCUAUCCUGUCAAAAUUGUAUUUGCUUUGUCUCUUGAUAUCAUGUGUGGGUCAGCUAAGU